This is a messenger RNA of Helobdella robusta, 1038 nucleotides long. RefSeq lists its product as hypothetical. The coding region runs from base 1 to 1038 and encodes 345 amino acids. The record is from RefSeq and is a predicted model, not a curated record. The transcript is spliced from 8 exons. Lineage: Eukaryota; Metazoa; Annelida; Clitellata; Rhynchobdellida; Glossiphoniidae.
AUGCCUGUCAUUCCAAAAUUGAAUCCCAGGGAAUCUGGAGAUUAUGUGAGCAAAAACAGUGUUCAUGUUAAUAUAAAGGAAGAUGGCAUAGAAAGAAUUGCAAACAAGGUGAUUAAAUCACUAUUGAGUCACCCAGACGAAAUUUCUGUCAAUAGAUGGAAAACUCAUGAAUUGCUGCCACAAACUCAAGAUGAAUUUGCCGCUAAUUGGAUUUUCUUAUCUGACCUUUUAAAUUUCUGCUUCUGGAGUUCUCCUGGAAAAGAAUACAUGGUGCAUUACAAAAGCAAGAAUAGAACUGGAUAUUGGUCCUUGUGUGCUGCUUUAUGGAGAGCUCUUGACGAUGGUUAUGACAUUACAAAUCCAGCAUUCUAUUCUAAAAUUGAUGAAUCAACUUUGAAAAAAAUAUUCAGAUCCGAUUCCAAUUAUGAUAUUCCAAAACUUCAUGAAAGGCAUUGUAUAAUGCUAAAAGAUGGAGAAAUAUUAUUAAAAAAUUUCAAUGGGUCAUUCUUAAAUGUCGUUAAAGCUUGUAAUAAUAGUGCAGAAAAUUUAGUCAAUUUAAUAACAAAAGAGUUUACUUCCUUUACUGAUCAAAUCAACUUCCAAAACGUUGAAGUUUCUUUUUAUAAACGAGCUCAAAUUUUGGUGGCUGAUAUUUGGUCAUGUUUUGGUGGCAAGGGUUAUGGGAGAUUUCAUGAUAUUGAUACAAUAACAGCAUUUGCUGAUUAUAGGGUGCCACAGGUGCUUAACUGGUUUGGAGCAUUGAAAUAUUCUGAAGAACUAACGAGUCUAUUAAAAAAAGAGGGCACCACCUUUGCACAUGGAGACAGAUGGGAAAUUGAGAUAAGAGGAUGUACAAUUCACUGCAUUGAAUUAAUAGUUAAAAAGGUCAAUGAAACAUUGGAAAGUCUACCCAGUAGCACAACCAAUCUCAAAGUUAAUUCCAUAAUUAUUGAUCAUUAUUUGUGGGACAUGAGAAGAGAGAAAGCUAAAGAACUAGAAAGUGUUCCAUACCACAGAACAGAAAGCAUUUAUUACUGA